This is a messenger RNA of Saccoglossus kowalevskii, 1972 nucleotides long. RefSeq names its product dual specificity mitogen-activated protein kinase kinase 6-like. Gene Ontology annotation, biological process: protein phosphorylation; MAPK cascade. The record is from RefSeq and is a predicted model, not a curated record. Gene Ontology annotation, molecular function: ATP binding; MAP kinase kinase activity. NCBI's taxonomy places the organism in Eukaryota, Metazoa, Hemichordata, Enteropneusta, Harrimaniidae.
UCCGGUGGGGACAACCCUUAGCUGACUCAUUCCGGAACUAAAGGAAGAAACAUCCGUAGUUACGCUUGCUCCCUGGAAAUACUAUUGUUUAACACGUGGAUUUUGCACGAUUCGAAUACUGAAUAGCUUGUCCGUGAUUCGGUUGUGACCGAGGAAUUUAGUUUAAUGACUUGGUAGAUUUGUGCAGCGAUCGAUUUAGUGGCUCGAGUUCCUGUUUCUUGAUCACCGACGCGACACCGGCGUAAUCAGCUGUUAGCUGUGAGAAUUUGGUGUUUGUUUGCCCAUCCCGAUUGACAUCCCCAUCGGUGGUAGGCAGGUAUUUUCCCCAUCGCUACGUGUGUUGGGGUCCCUGCCUGCUGAUGCUAGCAGGUUUUGUGCUUCGGUCAGCAGAAUUCCUUGGAUACGAUAGAAAUUCACCGAAGACAAUAUGUCAGCUUCCCGGACAGGGAGAAAGAAACCUCCACGUUUUAGGGGGGAAUUGAAAUUCCAACCACCUGUGAGUCCACCAACUCCAGAAAACUUACCUGCUGAUAACAAAGCCUCAAUCACUGUUGAGGGGAAAAAUUUCCUUGUUAGGGCGGAUGAUCUGAAGCCGAUAUGUGAACUAGGACGUGGUGCUUACGGUGUGGUGGAAAAAGUAAAACAUGAACAGAGCGGCACUGUAAUGGCAGUAAAGAGAAUAAGAGCGCAAGUCAACAGUAAAGAAGAUAAGCGUAUUGUAAUGGACAUGGAUGUAGCCAUGCGAAGUUCACUGUGUCCAUUCACAGUCACCUUCUAUGGUGCUAUGUUUCAAGAGCCAGAACGAAUUGAUCCUGAAAUAACACAGAAUGAAAAAGGCUACGAUAUUAAAUCUGAUGUCUGGAGUUUGGGUAUCACUAUGAUUGAGUUGGCGACUGGUAACUUCCCGUACGCCUCAUGGGGAACGCCGUUUGCGCAGUUGAAGCAAGUUGUAAAGGAGCCAUCACCAAAGUUACCAGACGGCAUUUUUUCACAGGAGUUUGUCAACUUUACAGAACUAUGCCUUAAAAAGAACUUCAGGGAAAGACCUUCAUAUCCAUCACUUUUGAAACAUGAGUUCAUUGCACCAUAUGAAAGCAAAACUGUUGAUGUUGCAAGCUACGUGCAGAGAAUACUGGUACCAGAACCAGACAAUCAAUAAGUUGGCCAAUAUAUAUAUUAAACUCAGGAUGCUAUUUUUAUUACAAUGUAUGUCGAGUAACAAUUUUAGAAACAAUUUAUAUCAUGUAACCAAAUGGGAGGGGGGAUAACAAGGAAAUGUUUUUUUAUUUAAUUAUUAUGACCUGCCCAUAUGGGUGUAACCAAGUAUUAAAUCAUGUUGAUGUGGGCAAUUUGGAUUCAUCCAUUAUAGGUUUAUGGGGAUGCAAGGGUACAGCCACGUGAAGGGGCAAAUGCAAGUUUAAUAUAGAAAUGGUUUUUUUUAUUCUUAUUUUAUAUGAGAGUUAUGUGAACAGCAAAAUAUCCUUUUCUGCGAUAAUAUGAAAUACCCUUAUCCAGUAUUUACAGAAUUUUGAGCACAUGUCCAUGCUGUAAUUUCAUAUAUUUGGUUUUUUCUUUUGUAGUAUAGUUACCGACAUAGCAGAAUAUUCUCCCUUAAUUGUUUUCUUCUUCUUCAUGAUAUGUAUAAUCCAUUAUUUAUACCACAGUACCGGGUAUAAUAAAUUCUGAAACGCUUGACAACAACCCCCCUCCCCUCCCACCUCCAGUGCAUUCUUUGUUAUCAAAUACACGCGUUUAGUUUUUUCCAUGACACUACUUUUAAUAUUAUACACACACCACUUUUAUAUUCAUUUCAUCAACUUUGAACUCGCUUUACUCUCAUAAGUAUUAGGGGCUGACGUAAAGUGAAAAAAUCAUGGACAAGUAGGCAGCUAAAAGUUGAAAAAAAAAAUUAUGUUUCUUUAUUAUCGAGGUCUUUAACUCUUAGAAACUUUCUCAGAAUAAACUAGCAUCG